GUGGUUUUCGAUUUGGGACCUUCGGUUGUUUCAAAGGGGACGCAUUAAAGUGCUGAACAAAUGUAGCUUGAACGCUACUGGACAUGCAGAGUAUUAACUGUGGUUGUAAAGGAGUAAGAUCAUGUCUGAGGUGCGAGGCGUUGGAGCCUAAACAACAUUUACUUCAGAAGAAUGAGCUGACACAUGAUUUCACCUAUGAUCCGGUGUCAAAGGCAGCAGUCGGAGAGGAGGAAAGUGGCACUCAGCAGUCCUUUACGUUUUCUGGAAUAUUAUUGUGGGAGAAUUUUGUUUCAGAAGAUGAAGAGAGGGAACUGAUCACCAGAAUGGAUCAAGAUGUUUGGAGAGAAUCUCAAUCAGGCCGUCGAAAACAGGACUUUGGGCCAAAGGUGAGCUUCAAGAAACGUCGUGUUUGUGUGGGAAACUUCACUGGCCUGCCUGCUAUGAGCCGUCACCUGGUGGACAGGAUGUCAAAGGCACCUCAGUUGGCCUCCUUCAAACCAGUAGAGCAGUGCAACCUAGACUAUGAUCCCCUCAGAGGCUCUGCCAUUGACCCUCACUUAGAUGAUAGUUGGCUGUGGGGAGAGCACCUGGUCACCAUUAACCUGCUCUCAGACACUGUCCUCACGAUGAGUUUAGAUCGAGGCUGGGGAGACAUGGACGAUGGGGAGGUGAGAGUAGCCGUGCAUUCACCACGCAGAUCACUGAUUGUACUCUAUGGAGAGGCACGUCACCGGUGGAAACAUGGCAUCCACAGGCGCAGAGUGUGCAGCACCUUCCAGGAGCUGUCUGAGGAGUUUCUAAAGGGAGGAGAGCAGGAGAAACUGGGCUCAGAGUUGCUAGAUAUAUAUAUAAAAUAUAUAUAUAUAAGCUGCCUUUGCUUUGAUAUGUGA
This is a messenger RNA of Sinocyclocheilus anshuiensis, 890 nucleotides long. RefSeq names its product alpha-ketoglutarate-dependent dioxygenase alkB homolog 4-like. The record is from RefSeq and is a predicted model, not a curated record. Gene Ontology annotation, molecular function: oxidoreductase activity; demethylase activity; actin binding. Lineage: Eukaryota; Metazoa; Chordata; Actinopteri; Cypriniformes; Cyprinidae. Gene Ontology annotation, biological process: protein demethylation; actomyosin structure organization. The coding region runs from base 84 to 890 and encodes 268 amino acids. Gene Ontology annotation, cellular component: midbody; contractile ring. The transcript is spliced from 3 exons.